UUCUGAAUCUGAAUCUGAACUUCUGAAGUCUGAAGUGAAGUUGAUUAGAUAAAAUGUGAAGUACAUGCUGUGAGGAGAUGCUAUUUUAUUGUUUAAGCUAGUCUCUGUUCUGUUGAUGAAUUUUUUAUAAGUGAAUCAUAUUUUUAUUAUUGAAAAAUAUUAUAAAUUUUAAUAAUUGAUAGGUUUGUUUUUGGCUGAUUUUUUUACCAUUGUUAGGUUAUGUGAAGUGUUUACCACUAGGUCUAAUCCUAAUUUCUUUUCAAACUAUAAAUUUAACAUUGGUACUGUAUUUAUAACGAUCACAAGAUGAGCCGGUCAAAUAAGAAGAUGGAUCCAGCAUUCGAUGAGUUCUUCCGUGCAAUGCAGGCUUACUUUUUACAUCAUUUGACACAGGUCAAGAAUGAAAUGGUCACAUUGAUAAAUAAGAAUCAUGAAGAAUCAAAAUGCUUUAAUGGUAACGAUAAACUUUCCCUUGGAGCCUCCAAUUGUAGCGAACCAUGUGAAGAUAAUUCAGGUUCGAAUAAAAAGUUAUUUACACUUUGUCAAUCAAUCAAGUUAGGGCAGAAUGAAAUUAAUCUCAUGCUGGAGUCCGGUGAAGAAAGCAUUGAGAACUUGUUGGCAGAAAACAGAAGUCUUCGUGAAACUGUAAAUGAGUUGAAUUUGAGAGUCCAAAAUUUGUCAGAACAGUUGGAUGCGACUAAGGCGUCGAACGAGGAAAAUUUUAUGCGUUACGAGAAUUCGUUGAAAGAAUAUUUGAAAAUUUCGGUCGAUUCCAAUAUCAUAUUACGUGCACUAGUUUCUGAUGUUAUGAAAAUGAAGUAUGACAUUAUGAUGAGUAAAAAAACUGCAAGGGACAGCGGAAUCUUUGAAGGUGCUGGUUCUUCCAAGAAUACCGGUCCGUUGAGGUUAGGUAAUGUAGCUGCUGGGGCUGCCGGAGGCCCCCCUGGAGAAUAUGUCAGAGAUGUAAAAGAUGUCAAUGUAAUUGCCGAAACAAUUGCAGACACGCUUCGUGUUGAUGGUCCUAGUACUGAUAAAUGCGCCGCAUUUUUCAGACCUAAAAGUAUUUCCAUACAGUUUCAAAGCGAGGAGACAUUGGAUGAAUGGUUGAAAGCAGCAAAGCAAAGACGGGAGAUCAAUGAACGUAAUAUCUACCAACAACUGAUUGAACUGGAAGAGGAUAAUGUAGUAGUGAACAAAACACCAUUUGAUUGUACCAUUUGUCUGACACCUGUUGACCGUGGCGGAGGAAUUGUGUUGAAGGAAUGCCUGCAUUUGUUCUGUAGAGAUUGUCUGGCCCAGACUAUCGAGUACAACGAAGAUGCUGUUGUGAGAUGUCCAUUCCGUGGUGAAAAUGGCGAAAUUUGCAACCACAAUCUGCUGGAGCGGGAAAUCAGAGAAAUAAUCCCGCACGAUAUCUACGAGAAGCAUCUGUCUCGCAGCCUGUCGUUGUCGGAGAGCAAGAUCAAGAACUCGUUCCACUGCCGCGCCCCUGACUGCUGCGGCUGGUGGGUGGUCGAGGACGAGGUCACCUUCAUCUCAUGUCCCGUCUGCACCGCCGAUAACUGCAUUCGCUGUCGAGCGAUCCACCCAACCAUGGACUGUAAGGAAUAUCAAGAUGAACUGGUGAUAUUGGCUGAAAGAGAUCCGAAUGCCCAGAGAACGCUGCGUUAUUUCAGGCAAAUGAAAGAGCGUGGCGAGGCGAUGAGCUGUCCAACGUGCAAAAUUACGGUGAUGAAGACGGACGGCUGCGACUAUUGCCAGUGCACCAUGUGCAAGACAGACAUCUGCUGGGCCACCAUGGGCCCGCGCUGGGGACCUGCUGGACGUGGUGAUACAUCAGGAGGUUGUAUGUGUGGUGUGAAUGGAAGAAGAUGUACCGCAAACUGCCAAAACUGUCAUUAAGUUUGUAGAAGAAGCUAAAAUUAUUCAGAAAGGUUCCAAUGGUCGUGGUGAUGUGUCGGGAGGUUGUCGUUGCAAUGUCAAUGGAUUCAAAUGCCAUCCGAAUUGCAGUUAUUGUCACUAGAAAGCAGAUUCCUAGCAGAACUUACCAAUUUUCUUAAUUAUGAUUUUCAGUUGAAUUUAGUUGAUCUUUUCGUAUCAAUGAUUAUGUAUAUUUUUUAUUAUAUCUAUUCAUAUCUGUAGUUCACUUAGUAAUAUCUUGAAUUUUACUCUUGUUAGCUGAUUAGGACUGUCUACACUCUUGUGGAUGGCUCUCAGGCACACUAUACGAUAUAGAUAUAUGUAUUGGAUAGCAGAUUGCUUUCUGUGUGGCCGAACUCUUAAUUUGGAUAUUAGUACCGUAUUUUUGUAAUCUGAAAUCCAAAAGUGUGUAUUCAGUUAAGGUUUUUGAAUAAAUUUGUUCAUUUUUGGAUGCCAAUUUCACAUUUGUUACAUAGUAUAGCUAUUAAUUAAUUAAUAUAUGACAAUAAUGUUGUUCAAGUUUUACGAAAAAUAUGUUGUACAUUUAUGAAUAUUCUAUUUUUAUAAGUCUGAUUGAUAUGCGGUGUCUUCCUUGAGGUGCUAGUAACUUGCGUUUUCCAAUUUUUGUGGUUCUAGUAAUGUUUUUAUUCAUGUGUGUUGUGUGUGUUACUGAAGGCAGGGACCAAAUUUGGAAUUCAGGACUGUGUUUGUUAUUGAGUUGAACGUAGAGAGGGCUACUGACUUGAAUAGCAUUGCAAGUAAAAGCAUUAUUUCCCAUCUUCAACUUGCUUAUUAAAUUUAUAAUAGAAUUUGAUUGACAAGUGUCGAGAAUGGGGUUUCACCGAUAUUUUAAUGCUUUUAGGUGUAUUUGGAAAGCGAAAGGAAAUACAAUCAUAAAGGUAGUCAUUUGAAGAUCUUGUAUCAAAUGACUUAAACGAGUGAACCAAGAAUGAAAUAAGAUAAUUGAAUGCUGCUAAGAAUAAAAUUUUGGAUUUGUAAAUAAUAGUUUAUAAGCUGUGAAUGAAAUAGAGAAUAUUGAAUAUUUGGAUUCACAAGGAGCAGAAAUUUUCCUUAGGAAGUAAUGCCGCUCAACAUUAUUGAAAAUGAUAGGAAAUUAAGCAUCAAAGAAAACAUGGCGAAGGGGAGGGAAUAGGGAAGGAAGAGAAGAUAAGUAAAAGGAAGAAGAAAAAAGAUAACUUAUAUAUAUAUGCUUUGACUGUUAUAGCGAUGAUGCUCAAAUUCAUGUUACUUCUUACUCAGGUUAAAGCCCAAAAGUAGUUCAGUUUAUGCUCAGGUAUUCAUGAUGUUUGAUACCACCGUUUGUUAUUUCAAUCAAUGUAUUAGCUCAAAUGAUAGAUUUGUAGACAAAUCUUACUAAUUCCAUAUAAUGUUCUCUAUAGCAGUGUAUAAUUUGUUAGUUUAAUUGUAAUAAUAUUAUACUGUAUUAUUUCAAGCUCCAAAUAUAUAACCAUAGCUGAGGCAAAUAUGAUUCACCAAUAGAUCUAGUAAAGAUCUAUUCAUUAUUGCUCUCAGUUAUCAAAAUAAUUCAAAACAUCCUCAUCAACUAAAUAUGAAGGAAUCAAUUCUAAAAUUAUAAUCUAGUAAAUAAUAUUGAAUAUGAUAAAUUAUGGCUUUGUUACCUAUAAAAAUCAUAACUUAUGAACAAUUUUCAUUGGCAGACUGAAUAACUUUUUUUUUAUUAUAUUCGAUAGAUGAUUUGUUUUCUCUAGGCGAGAGAUAUUUUGAGUUUAUUUUAUAGCAAUUCCAUUUCAUAUCAGUUGGAAUUUAAUUUUGAUCUUUCAAAUUAGCAGAAAUAUAGAGACUUAUUUUUGAAUUCGCAAGGUUUGAAAUAUUCACUAAUUAUUUAAUCAACAAACGAGUUGAACUUUCUGUGUCAAAAUCGCUUAAAAGUUGCUGAGAUAAUGAAUAUUUUUGACUAUUAAAACACUUUGUGAAAUAUCAGUUAUUAUUCUGGUUUUAAAAAUUUGUUCAUUUUAAAGGUUGGUGCCAAACCACUUUGGCUCAACUCACACUUACGCGACUCAGGUCGAGAGCAUGUGAGCAUUUGUUUCCAAAUGGUGACAUUCAGACCAGUCGAUUCUAGUCUCCGCGACGUCACCAUUUGAAAACACAUGCUUUCGAGUCGAGUCUCUUCUCGACCUGAGUCGCGUAAGUGUGAGUUGAGCCUUAGACUUAUGUUUUAAUUUAUAAGUUGUUCAUUUAAUAUAUAGAGUUUAUCUUGUG
Molecule: messenger RNA, 4164 nt
Organism: Nilaparvata lugens (brown planthopper)
Lineage: Eukaryota; Metazoa; Arthropoda; Insecta; Hemiptera; Delphacidae
Product: ranBP-type and C3HC4-type zinc finger-containing protein 1
Exons: 8
Coding region: 307-1902 (531 amino acids)
Biological process (GO): proteasome-mediated ubiquitin-dependent protein catabolic process; protein linear polyubiquitination
Cellular component (GO): LUBAC complex
Molecular function (GO): ubiquitin-protein transferase activity; ubiquitin binding
Source: RefSeq, a predicted model, not a curated record